CAGUGACAGGAAGUUAUUGCAGAAGGAGAAAGGUGAGAGGCAGAAAUCGAGGGCGGUGUUUGAGAGACUAAGCAUGGCAACGUGUCUUCGCCUCAGGGGAUUUACAACUAUCAAUUCGCGCGCUCUCUUCGUUUCCACCACUGGAUUCUCCUCCUCCUCUUCUUCCUCUUCCUCUUCCUCUUCGUCGUCGUCAUCGUCUUCCGGUAAGUCUAAAACGGGGAAGAAGUUCAUGGAUCGUCUUACGGCCGUUAUCGACGCCGUUCAUGAUCGUAAACUACCGCCGGAGCUACGCGGCCAGCGCAACAAUGUCAGGUCAGAAACUGAUAUUAUUAACGUUGUUGAGCAAAGGAUAUGGCAUUCCAUGGAAGAGGGCCAGUUUGAGAACUUGCCAGGCAAAGGCAAGCCCCUUAAGCUUGACACAAAUCCUCAUGCAGAUCCAGCUGAAGACACCCUGUACCGAAUCUUGUCAAAAAAUGGUUGUGCACCAGAGUGGGUCGAGCUUAACAAAGAAAUAAGAUCUAAAAUAUCUGAAUGGAGGUUGUCCUUGAAGAAAGCUUGGGCUACUAAAUGUGGAGGAGAGCACUCUGAGUGGGUCGAGAGUUCAGAGAAUUUGAAACUGCAGUUACGAGAAAUCAAUGAUAAGGUUUUCCGGUAUAACCUCAUUGUGCCUUUUGGUAGGCAAAUGUUUGGCCUUAAGUGGGAGAAAGAGCUAGGUUACUUGGAAGAAAAAUGAGACUUGGUGUGGUUACUUAAAUUUGAGCCAGUUGGUUCACAUAGUAGAAGAUAAAGAUCCUAUUUAUUUUCCUGAGGGCGGUCAUGCCAGGUAAUGAUCAACUGGUCGAUAUUAUUCUGUUCGACUAUUGUUGAUUACAUCAAUUUCGUAGCAAUGGUUUUAGUCCGGCCAGCCCUUGAUACUGUUAGGCUAGUUAUUAUGAUUCCUUUUUCAGGCUUAUAGCUAUAUUUAUACGGUUCAUAACCCCCUAUCUGUGUACCUUUCCAUGUACAACCUAAGGAAACAAGAAAAAAAAAUAGUGAAAUGUACGAGUCAAUAACUCUUGUUGUUCCCGCUUCAAUAUACUGGAUAUUUGUUGUA
Messenger RNA from Vigna umbellata (rice bean), 1093 nucleotides. Its product is annotated as Tetratricopeptide repeat (TPR)-like superfamily protein. The record is from RefSeq and is a predicted model, not a curated record. Lineage: Eukaryota; Viridiplantae; Streptophyta; Magnoliopsida; Fabales; Fabaceae.